AUGGGAAACAAGAAGCGCAAAAUCAAAGACUCCGAGAAGCAGCAGAAGAAAGAAUCUUCCGAUGAGAAACCACCGGAGAACAAGCGUCGCAAAAAAGCCAAGUCGACACCACCUCCUGGGAGUUCGGCGAUUGAAUCCAAGUCUGAAUCCAAGUCCAAGUCUCCAGUUAAGACUCCAACACGAAUUAAACAUCCGCGCGAGAUAUCAGAGGAAUCACGCAUUGGAGUCCUGGGAUUUCCAGUGGCUGAAAAGCCAAUACCCCUGCCACAGAAACCUAUGAAAUCCUUGCAGAUCAAAAGCACUACCGAUCUUCUUCAAUACCCUGUGAAAGAAGAUGGAAGAGGCCUUCAUGCCAAAGUCAGCAAAGACCUUCAAACGGAGACCGUGACCUUUCAGCCCACAACCAGCCUUGGCCCCGGUUGUUGGCCUGAGAUCAGAUUCGGAGAACAUGGACCUAUGCCACGAUGGACUCUUAAAGAGAGCAAGCAGGAUAUUCGAAAUGGCAGGGACCUUUCUAUUGAUUUGAUUCGGACUCAUAAAGAUCGAACCAAUAUCAUAGGAGUUGACCAGUAUGCCCACCCUCCUUCUGGUGAUUGGAAGAUUGGUCUCGGGACGCUUGAAUGGAAAUUUGAGCCAGGUCCUCCUGUAAAGUGGAAGGGAUUGACGGAAGCGCAGCUCUAUGAAUUUGCAUAUCUAUGUCUCAUGGAUGCUCUAGGCGAUUAUCGGAGCCGAGAGACUAUUCGUUCGAAAAUCCGCGAAAUGAGAUUCAGAUCUGUCCGCAAUGUGCAAGACCCAUUGCCGCCCCCACCUGCACCACCAAAAGUAACCCACUUUGGACCAAACCCGGGUAUUACUGAAUGGCCGAAGAUGCCCCCUCCGGUGCACGGAGCCUACACUCGCUUUUUCAACGAUUACUGGCGCCCUACUAUGGGCCUUCAUACUGAUUAUAACAGGGGCCUUCUUCGAGUCAAACCUGAUCCUGGGGGGGCCUCAGACAAUCAUUUUUUGACUUCUAGAAUGUUUCAUCAUCUGAAAGGAACUUUGGGCCCGGAACCAGCGAAAAUUAGCGAAUCGCGCGAUCCUAAAGCUUCCAUGUCGCCAGUGGAUAGUGUGGCUAGUAGUGAAGGAAGUGAGCCUCGGAAGUCUUCUCUCUCUAAAGAAUGGGACCCGGAAAAGGCGACUGGCCAUUCUAAACAUCUUAGAGCUGGCGGAGUUGUCGCAAUGAGUGAGUACAGAUUUCUAUAUUUCUUCGUGGUCAUUCUCAUACUUAGCAUGUUUCUUUGUCUUUUCUUAUAUGCUUUCAAAAUUAUCAAGUGA
Messenger RNA from Penicillium angulare, 1317 nucleotides. RefSeq lists its product as uncharacterized. The transcript has a single exon. Bases 1 to 1317 code for a protein of 438 amino acids. The record is from RefSeq and is a predicted model, not a curated record. NCBI's taxonomy places the organism in Eukaryota, Fungi, Ascomycota, Eurotiomycetes, Eurotiales, Aspergillaceae.